Messenger RNA from Sclerotinia trifoliorum, 977 nucleotides. NCBI's taxonomy places the organism in Eukaryota, Fungi, Ascomycota, Leotiomycetes, Helotiales, Sclerotiniaceae. The record is from the annotation of a GenBank genome assembly.
AAGCUUCAGCCUCAUCACUUUCGCAUUUUGAAAUUCGAAAAAGGCAAUUAAUACAAUGGGGUGGUUUUCAUCAUCUGCGGAGAAACCGGCCUCUGCAACGUCAGGAACACCAGGUUCAUCUCUUCCAUCUUCCAUACCCACAUCUACACCUCAAACGAAAGCUCUCUCCCGCGAUGAAAUCGCGGAACAAGAGCUGAAUUCUUUUAUCCGCGAACUCGAAGCCGACACCCACCCUUCCAGCACAAAAUAUAACCGUGUGCCUCGAGACCCUUCUCCAGAACCUUCACAUUCCCAAUCCUCCACUCAAACUCCUCCUCAAAAUGACCCUUCGGAACCCCUCUCUACCCAACUUCUCCCCACAACCAUGUCCUGCCGCACAGCCUUUGACGCUGCAUUCUAUUGCCAGUCCCUCGGUGGACAAUUUAAUAAUUUAUAUCGAUAUGGUACUGCGCGAGAUUGUAGCGAGACAUGGUCGGACUUUUGGUUUUGUAUGAAAACGAGAACAUAUGCCGAUAAUGAGAAGGCCAAACUGAUUAAGGCACGAUAUAUUGAGAAGGAGAGGAGAAAGUAUGGGGAUCCGGAGGAUAAGAAUAAGGAAUUGGGAAAGAGUAGUGAGGAUGUGUGGAAGGGAAGGGAACAGAGGUUAGAAUGGGGCGAAGCAUUUUGUGUGGAAGAGCCGAAAUGGGCAGGGAGUGACGACGAGUGGAGGAGGAUGGAAAGAGAACAUAGGGAGGCGCGAAAAACUAAUCUGUGAAAUGAGCAUGAUAUAUAGCAUGCUUACCGCAUGAAUCAGUCAUGUGGAUUGUCUUGAUGUAUAACAGGAGGGUUUGAUGCGAAAAAGAGAAACUAUGGUUUCAUGGCAAAGGCGUUGAAUGUUUAGAUAGUGGGUCAUCAAACUAUCAUAUUGUCCUAAUAGUACCUGGACAAUAGUCCGUAUAACCAGAAAUAGAAUAUUUCCCCUCGAAGUUCCUGGUAUA